Cutaneotrichosporon oleaginosum is the source of this 892-nucleotide messenger RNA. RefSeq lists its product as uncharacterized. Lineage: Eukaryota; Fungi; Basidiomycota; Tremellomycetes; Trichosporonales; Trichosporonaceae. The record is from RefSeq and is a predicted model, not a curated record.
CGAGACCGAGAUGUAGACGCCGAGAUAUGUCGCAGGCAAGUGCAGUGAACGACAAAGUAGCGAGCAAGCGAGAACAGCUGUCUUCGAUGUCCGUUUAACGUUUAAGAUGAAGAGCGUCGAGAUGCAGAACAUCAAAACAGAGCUCGGGGACGUCGCCGCUCCCGAGAACGCCUCUCACCAAGCACUCGAUGCCCCGCACUAUCGCCCGGCCGUCUACCUCCACCCCAGCAAGGCCUGGACGCCGCGCCGCUGCAUCUCCGCCGACCAGCACGGCGCGACCACGGCACCGGCACGGCAUUGCGCGGCUUCGGGAACGCGUCCAAUCGCGGACAUGCAUGUGCGCGUCUGCCCAAUGAUCGCGUCGCGAUGCAGGAGGCCGGCAAGCUUUGACUCUGCAUGCUUUGCAGCGAUUGUCGUGUCGGAUACGCGGGUAAACCCGAUCCAGCAACCAGCGAGCAACAUUCCAUCUCGGCCGGUCCCGGCCGGCCAUUUCGCGACGCGUGCCGACGCGCUCUAUCUGCGUCCACAACAUUCACUGAUCAAAAUAUCAUCGCGAGACUGCAUCUUGGCACCGGCAUUGGCCGCUUCUACGGCCGCCGGCUUACUCACUGUAGUUAUCUCAGCGUUGAGUUUCAUUGCCGACCGCUGGGGUUUAUCACGAACUGUGGCGCCCGCCUUUAAUGUAGGCAGCAGGGCGGGAGGACGACAGGUGAGUUGCCCAGAGGCCCAGACCAUGGACUGACCUCUCACCCACCACCCUCGCUUGACUGGGAUGCCAGACAGGCGAGUGCGUGCGAGAGGGCGAUCGGCAACCCGUUCUACGCACCGGGAUGCGAUUGAAGGUAGCCGAGAACUGAGCUUCAUUCCCAUCAAAGUAUGCAUCAAACCGGAC